This is a messenger RNA of Gigantopelta aegis, 5881 nucleotides long. Its product is annotated as LIM/homeobox protein Lhx1-like. The transcript has 6 exons. Bases 660 to 2171 code for a protein of 503 amino acids. Gene Ontology annotation, cellular component: nucleus. The record is from RefSeq and is a predicted model, not a curated record. NCBI's taxonomy places the organism in Eukaryota, Metazoa, Mollusca, Gastropoda, Neomphalida, Peltospiridae. Gene Ontology annotation, molecular function: RNA polymerase II transcription regulatory region sequence-specific DNA binding; DNA-binding transcription factor activity, RNA polymerase II-specific. Gene Ontology annotation, biological process: regulation of transcription by RNA polymerase II; neuron differentiation.
ACACUCUCGGGAACAAGCUGACGCGCACCGAAUCAGAAAUACAAUAGCGAUCUCCAUGGAUACUCUCCCCUGACUGACGUCCCGGUUAUCCACGCCCACUCGCGUAGUAAACUGAAACUUGCAACAUGAAAGUGUUCGCAUACAGGUUUGCCAAUACCAUCUCGACUCACCAGGAUAUGAAUGUUGUCACGCUUUCACGGAACUAGAAAUUCGCAAUUCAGGAACUCGGGGAAAAGAAGAGAGGGUAAAAAAAGAAAGAAGGCCACAGUUAACGAAACCUCCCUGGAUUCGGGUAGUAUUUGAAAGACGACUAUCAUUCCAUUGGUGAGUGGACCGUGUAAACACGACACUCCCUUCAUACAGUUUCAUAGGACGUUCUGGCUCGUCGGGAAAAGGUUGCAGCUGCAACCAGGAAAAAAACACAAAUAUUAUAUAUAUAGAUAUAUAUAUUUAUAUAUAUUUAUAUCUAUAUAUAUAUAUAUUAAAAAAAAUAUAUAUAUAUCCUUAUUUGGGACGUGCACUAUUCCGGGUUUGACGGCUAGGACAUUCACGCCCCGACCCUGGCCGUGUCCGUCGACCCCCGGGCUCCCGUCCCGCAGCUCAAGUUCGAGCCCUUGCCGUGGGCCGGGUCCGGAUUCGACGUGGACGUGAAGAGCGCGAUGGUGCAGUGUGCCGGCUGUGAACGCCCCAUUCUCGACCGAUUCCUACUGAACGUCCUCGACCGCGCCUGGCACACCAAGUGUGUGCAGUGUUCUGACUGUAAGAGUAACCUCACCGAGAAAUGUUUCUACAGGGAAGGCAAGCUGUAUUGUAGGAGCGACUUUUUCAGGAGGUACGGGACGAAGUGUGCAGGCUGCUCUCACGGGAUAUCUCCGAACGACCUAGUCCGUCGGGCACGAAAUAAAGUGUUUCACCUUAAAUGUUUCACGUGCAUGGUUUGUCGGAGACAGCUGUCCACGGGAGAGGAACUCUAUAUUCUUGACGAGAAUAAAUUUAUCUGCAAAGAAGACUAUCUAAACACAAAAUUUCCAGGUGGUUCUGACGGCGAAGACGACGGCGACUUGGACAGCGGCAUCGACACUCAGGGCAACAUCUCCGACAAGGAGCUCGGUCUGGACGGCGACAGCCGCGAGGGCAAGGAGAAUGUCAUGACCAGUAUUACCAACAACAACAACACCAACUACAUGAACAAUAACAACAACAGCAACUUGAGCAACGGUGGCUCGAACCCUCUGUUGUCCCCUAGUAUUAACAGCCCCGUUGGGAUAAAAGACGAACCGGGUCUGCGACCGGACAGCUGUGGUCCGUUGGACGCGAGUCCGGGAUCGGUGGACUCCAACGCUUCGCUCGGUUCGAAUUUGGGACUAGAGGACAUCUCGGAACCGAAAAUGACCACGAAAAGCACGGAUAGUACCGGAAGUGCAAGCCCCACGAGUCAAAUAGGGGGCGUGAGCGGUAACGCCAAUACUAAAGGUGACUCUGGGAACAGUGGGGGUAAUACUCAAGUGGGGGCGAAACGAAGGGGUCCAAGAACAACAAUAAAAGCCAAACAAUUGGAAACGUUGAAGGCUGCAUUCGCUGCCACACCCAAGCCCACGAGGCAUAUUCGUGAACAGUUAGCUCAAGAAACAGGACUCAACAUGCGAGUAAUACAGGUUUGGUUUCAAAACCGAAGAUCAAAAGAAAGACGAAUGAAGCAGCUUAGCGCUCUUGGAGCCAGACGCCAUUUCUUCAGAAAUCCUCGCCGCAUGAGGGCGCUGAGACCGGGGGAGGAUAUGGCGGACAGUCCGGACAUGAUGGGGCCGGGCUUUGGCUACAUCGGAGACAAUGGACAAGAGUUCUACCCGGGGUAUCAGGGCUACAAUGAGUUCUUCCUGGGGCAAGGUCAGGAGGGCGGCAUGAACUUUCUGCCGCCCAACUCCCAGGGAACACCGCCGCUGAACCUGGACCAGUCCAUGCACCAUCCAGGUAGAAUGAACUGCAUGCCCGUUCCAGACGGCCAGUAUCUUCCAGGCGACAUCCUGCCACCAGCCUCUACCCCAGAACCCUUGCCGCCUCUCCACCCCCACGACGGCCCGUUCAUUCCCCGUUCCCUGCCCGGAACACCAUUCAGUCAGUCCCUGGUGCAGUCCGUGGGUCACCAUCACCCGGAUAUGUCGGAGGUUUGGUGACAAUGAAUCUCUUGUCGACAGCCUGAGAGAGACAAACAGAGGCAGACGUAUGCGAAAAGAAAUGGCGCGAAAAAGAAAAGUAAUGGCGCAGAGAACAGUGAUGAGAAGAAAGUGUGGAGCGUUUUAAGACUCAAAACUGUUUCUGGGAACAAAACUGUCGUCAAAACAGUGACCAUCACUGGUCCCGAUCGAAGUGUUUAUUGGAACACACCAAAUCACAGUUCGUCUGCAUUUUUGGAACGAAAAAGAAGUGAACAGUGAAAACCUGUCUGAAAACUGGAGAGUGCAGAUAGGUUAGCUCAAUUUAUGGUCGAGUAUUACUGUAAUUUUGUGAUGUUUAUUGACAUAAAAUAAUACUCACGAACACUGGAAAGUGAGAAGAGCUCGACUAGGAACGAUAACUGUGAUGUUAAUACGAAACUAAGAUUAACAAGCUGACGAAAUACGGAACUAAAGUUGUGUAACUCUGCAUAGUUUGUGUUGUCUCGUUGUUAGAGAAAAAAACCAAUCGGAAACGUGCUGACAAAACUUUCAGGAUUGGAGAAAUGUUGGUUCUGAAACAAGCAUGAUCGCACUGUUUGAACAAACUAUUUUUUUUUUUUUUUGUCGACAACGUUAAGCAUAAUUUAAAAUUGAAACAAACUGUACAUAAUUAUGAAAUAGUGAGAGAGAGAGAGAGAGAGAGAAAAAAAAAGGGGUGCAGCAUAAUUUCUCUAUCACUCUGAGUGAACCGUCACGUGGUGUAGUGUUUGUGUUUCUUGUCACGUGACAUAUCACUGCCAUCUUCCCGUCGCAUCUGAAAAUCUGCUUCCAAGAGACAGGUUUGUCGCGAAUGUGUACAUGUAGAUAAGUGUGUAGCAAGAACAAACAAAAAGCCAUAUCCACGAGUAAUGCUUCCUAGACCAUGCAGCUUGCGGGGGAUUACCGCCACCUCACGAAAUGCUCACAACGACACGUGCCCUGCAUGCAGGACCGGGGGUCAUGGGGUGCGGUCUGCCGUGUUUGUGGUGGGAUCAUGGUAUGAUAAACUAUGUUAGGUGGGAUGUACUCUGUGUGAGGUGACACAAAGGUUGACAAUUUGGAAUCCAAAUGGGAAGGGACGAAAAUGUUUUUACAAUUAUUAUAUUAAAAAUACCUUAGGUAAGUUUAUAUUCCAUAUAUUUCUGAAACAACAAACAUCUUUAGGCUGACAUCCUGGGUUUCUUUUCAAAUAUUUUGGUCUUAGUGUUCCGUCUAGGGAAAAAAAAUACAGUUUGUAUUCGUCCUCUUAUUCUUUAAAUGUUCACGGUCAUAGCUUAUUACGGGCCCGAAGAGUAACAAAAGAGGCAGGAAUACGUUUGUGGAUGUGCAAAAAAAGAGAGUUACGGUUGGGAACUUUUCUUUUGGCAUGACCGUACAGCCCUGUGUCCCAUUAGUACCUUGGUCACUGACAUUUGUGUUUAUAAAUACUAUUUAGAGAAUACUAUUUGCUGGUUGGUUGACUGUAAAGUGUCAAAUGGUUAGAGCUUAGAAUCCGAUUACCUAAUAAGUAAAAUACAUUCUAAUAUAGACAGAUUUUCUCACAUCUCGAUUGCCAUAUUUUGCAGGAUUAAAAUUUUGUAAAAGCAAAAAACAACAAGUAAAAACCAGAAUCAAUAAGAGCGAACACUAUGACUGUUGUGUGAUCCUUAAUCCCUUCCAAACAACGUUUCUGUCAUCAAAAACCAACGGACAGUGCGCGUCUCUCCAUCAAGACGAAAAUGAACAUUUGUCCCAUGCUUUAACACGAACUUCCCAUUUCAUUUUAUUAGCAAACAUUGCAGGCUAUUUGCUAGUGGAAUCUUCUGUCCCUGUGGACGUUUUGUCAUAAUGAGUUUAGGAGAUUUCGCAAAGUAAAACUCUCUCGAGCCCACUUGUAAUGGGAAAACAAAGCGAAGUCCCACAAUCCCCCAGAGUCGCGUCAUUGUGUCAGGUAAACUCGGCGAGCGUUGGCCUAAUGAAACUUUAAUGAAUAAAACGCAUACACGUUUAGAUGAGGCUUCCAUCAGCGAGGCUUCGAUUCAGUGAACGUUUUUACGCAUCGCUUGCUUAUUAUCUGCCCCUAACUGCCGCGCAUUGAAGCAGCGGUACGUUUGUUUGCAUCUAAUCUUUGACGGUUCGACGCUGAUUGAUCUUUCAUGGCAGAAGGUUGGAUAUAAUGUUUGAAGAAUGUUUGCAAGGUGACAGAAGACAAACAUCCGCAGCGCGUUAAUUCAUUCAUAAUGAAUAAUUAUAAAUAUUUGUGUACGAGCAAAAUCACAAUUUCUUUGCGCUGGAGUCAAAACAGUUCCUGCGUGGCUUAAAUGCGUCAGCGUUGGUCCAUUACUGUCAUACGUGGGCUCUAAGCAACAUAUUCAAUUAUAAUAAAUAACUAUUAAUAUUUCAUUUUAGUCACUAUAUACCUAGGAAGCAUUACUUUUUCAUGGUUGGCAUUGAAUUAAAAUAUCCAUCCACGGCGUAAUGUUUCUAAUUGUAUUCAUUUAUAAGCAUAGUCUUUACGAAACAGUAUGAGAGCUAUUUUAGUGUCUAAAUUGUAAGGGCAGUGUCUGUAUUAUAUACAAUAUUUUAAAAUUAUAGAUGUCAUAUCAUACUGAACUAAAUCUAAAAAAAACUAUUUUACGGGGUUAAAUUGCUCCUCAAUGCAGAUUUUAUUUUUAACAAUGAACGAACCACAAAAAAAAAAAUCUACAUUCAUGUGAACCAUUCAACCGCCUUUUAGGCACUUCAUGUGACGUAAUGUAGUGGACGUGACACUGUCAUAUUCGUAGAGUUAAAGAACAAAAGAGACAUGCCAAGACGCGUGUAUUUAAACUAAUAUUGGUGACGCGCGGGAAGACCGGCGGUGGACGUCAUUGACCAUGCAUUGAGGUGAUAAUAACCAUAAUGACUUGUUUUGUAACUCGCUCUGUUCUAUUUAUUUGAUUGACAUUUUCUCAUGUUUACCCGUUGUUUGUGUCUGGUUACACCUUUUUAUAUGUGUUGACUGUGACCACGCCCUAAGCAAAGUGUUGGCCGUUGUAUACAGUUGUUACGUACCAGUGUCUAUGUGUACUUUGUUGUCCAGUGUACAAAAGAAUGUAUCGCCUCAAGUAGGCGAAACACCAUGAAAGCUGUUUUCAAACGUUUUCUCUGACAAGACGCAAAAACAAAAGACAAUUUUCAAAGUGAUGUAUGCAAAAGUCGAAAUUUAUCUGACGUCAUCAUAAUGUCACUAAACCAAUAUUGUGUAAUAAAUACUUUGAAACAGAGGUUUAUAUCACACAUUGUUAUCGAUGUUUAGAAAAUACAUUUGUAAGACAAAACAAGUAGCAAGAUCUAGAAGGGGUGGGUGCGCAUUGCUAUGUGAAUGAUUCUUGUCUAAACACAUACAAACCUAUGAGUUGAUACGGUUUUAAAAGUGUGCACACUUUUAAAACAAUUAAUUACCCUCCCUCUUCUUUGAUAACUUCAUACAAAUCUGAACUAGAUAAUUCUAAACAAGGAGGAUGUUUCGUUCGAACGAUUCUAAAAAGACACCGCACAAUAGAAUACCAUGCUACCUUGUAAAAUGAUGACGUCAAAAGGCUAUAUUUUGGUGACGUCUAUGAAAUACGUAGAUAUAUGUCUGGCUGCAUAAUAACAGGGAACAGGAGAGGUGGACAGUCCAACUGGUGACGUCAUUCUAAACCAAAUAAAAGAAAUUCCAUGUCAAA